CUGUGCAUCAAGUGAUAGAAAAAAUCUUACUAGAACAAUUAAUGAUAGAAAGAAGUUCGGCCGAAAAGGGGAUGGAGGUUUUAGAUGACGUUAAUCUUGAAAAUUUCCUUGAUGAUUCCGAUGAACAGGAUGGGUAUCAUACGCCUCCUCCCAAAGUUAAUACAACUCCUACUUCGAGACUCCAAAGAUAG
This is a messenger RNA of Racocetra fulgida, 191 nucleotides long. NCBI's taxonomy places the organism in Eukaryota, Fungi, Glomeromycota, Glomeromycetes, Diversisporales, Gigasporaceae. The record is from the annotation of a GenBank genome assembly.